AUGCCUGGAAAACCCAAACUUCAUUACUUUGAUGGCAGAGGUAGAAUGGAAUCGAUUCGUUGGCUACUUACAGCAGCUGGAAUUGAGUUUGAUGAAGUUUUUUUAGAAACAAGAGAACAGUAUGAAGCCCUACUCAAAGAAAGAGCAUUACUUUUUGAUCAAGUGCCAAUGGUGGAAAUGGAUGGAAUGAAGCUUGUGCAAUCAAGAGCCAUAAUGCAGUAUAUUGCUGCAAAAUAUGACCUGUAUGGGAAGAAUCUGAAGGAAAGAUUGCUAAUUGAUAUGUAUGUUGGAGGCACUACUGAUCUUCUAGAAAUCCUCAUCCCACACGCAUUUUUUUCACCAGAGGACAAACAGAAGCACAUUACAAUUAUUGAGCAAAAGGCUAAAGAAAGAUACUUUCCUGUUUAUGAAAAGAUCUUAAAAGAUCAUGGUGGGAAAUUCCUGGUUGGAAAUCAGCUGAGCUGGGCAGAUAUACAGCUGCUGGAGGCCAUCCUAAUGGUAGAAGAAAAAUGUGCCUGUAUCCUAUCUGACUUUCCAGGACUGAAGGAGUUCAAGCAGAGAAUAAGUGAAAUACCUACAAUCAAAGCAUUUCUGCAGCCUGGUAGUAAAAGAAAACCAGUGUCAGGAGAUAAAUAUGUGGCCACAGUGAGGACAGUUCUGCAGGCCUACUACAAUGUAAAAUUAAAUUAG
Molecule: messenger RNA, 690 nt
Organism: Staurois parvus
Lineage: Eukaryota; Metazoa; Chordata; Amphibia; Anura; Ranidae
Source: the annotation of a GenBank genome assembly